This is a messenger RNA of Klebsormidium nitens, 2474 nucleotides long. The record is from the annotation of a GenBank genome assembly. Lineage: Eukaryota; Viridiplantae; Streptophyta; Klebsormidiophyceae; Klebsormidiales; Klebsormidiaceae.
CAGUGAUUUGCAGAGAUAUGGUGGGCCGUGGCAUUCCAGGCAGACAUUGAAGUUGCCAAUUUUGUUGUGGCGCCCCAGCUUGAAGUUUCCGCACCAUGAGCGUUGUGCAUACAUGUGGGCUCAGAUCAGGUUUUAGUAGCCUGGCCCUGCAAGCGGGAUUGUACCGUCCUGGUGGUACAAUCUCUGGCCUCACCAACCUUCCGCAAGAGUGGUUGCUCUUUGGGGCUUUCGACCCCAAAGCCCCUGCUCUUACGCCUCGCUUUGAGCGUCCGCACUUUGACAGUCUCAGACUUGGCGCCAGGCUUGCUAGAAGCUGGCACAGAAUGUUCAAUAAAGGGCAGACUCGUUUAGACUCGAUGUUUUUCGGCGGGGACUCCUUUGGAGGGCGCUCCUAUUCGAGCCGCUCUCAAUACAGGGAGCCUGAAGUGCCCCCCCCAAGCCAGUGGUAUAAAUUGUCACAAGACUGCUUGCUUGCGUUGCACAAGGGCGACAUAACCACGUGGUUCGUGGACAUGAAGACGGAUGCGAUCGUGAACGCCGCAAACAGGGCGAUGCUCGGAGGGGCUGGGGUGGAUGGUGCCAUUCACAGGGCUGCCGGAGAGGACCUGUACUACGCAUGCAAAGCAAUUCAGCCUGUGGAGCCGGGGGUGCGCUGUCCUACCGGAGAGGCCAGGAUAACAGAAGGGUUCCGCCUGCCGGCCCGCGCCGUCAUCCACACUGUGGGUCCGAUCUACGAGGGCAAAGAGGAGUCUGAGCCUCUGCUGGCUGCGUCAUACAGGAACUCAAUCCUUCUGGCUGCCGACAAGGGAAUCCAGUACCUCUCCUUCCCGGCAAUUUCGUGCGGAGUCUACGGGUACCCAUACGACGAAGGGGCGCGAGUGGCUCUUACAACGUGCAGAGAUAAUGCGGAUAAGCUCAAGGAGAUUCACUUCAUACUGUUCGAGCAGCCGGCCUGGCUGGCGUGGCGGAAGGCCGCACGCGAUCUCGGACUCCCGCUCAUUGAGAUUGACGAGGAGGCUCGCAAGGCGUCUCAGGAGCAGGCUCGCGAAGAGAGGCGGGCGAAACUCAGGGAGGAGCGAGAGCGGGAGCGCGCAGCGAGGGGGGGAAGAUCGCCUGAGGACCCAACCCCCCGUCGGGGAGUCUGGGGAAUGGGGGGUCGCAGUGGUGGUGACGAGGGGGGGGGGCGAUCCAGGAAAGAGGGACGGAGCGGUGGGGAAAGAGGGUACGGAAGCUUUUUGGGGGGGAACGCGGGAAGAGGUGUAGGGGGAUUGAUGGAUCUCGUGGGGAACGCCGGAACCAAGAAGGAUGACGGGGCGUACAACGGGUGGAAAACGGGAAAGGCUGGUGCUGGGUUCGGCGAUUCCGCUGCGGAAAAAGAGAAAGGAGGGCCGGAAGAGGACGCCGAAAUGCAGGACAGUGACUCUGCGAGAGGGGCGGCGUGGGAUAUGGCAACUGGGUGGGGGUCCGGCGGAACUGAUUCCGGAGCACCGCAGACGGAGGUUGGAGAUAAGAAGGACGAGAGAGCGCCGUCGUGGCUCGCGGGAGGAGAGAAAGAAAGCGAAGAAGAAGAGAAAAGCGAAGUAGAAGAGGGAAGCGAAGCACAAGGGAAGUCGGCAGAAGAAGGAGCAGAAGGAGCUUGGGAUGAGAAACAGGAGUCGGAUGGGGCUCCAAUGAAGAAAGUGUUCAGUUCGAGCGGCAGUUUUAGGACGGGGCAAGAGGACUUUGAGGGAGAGGAGAGUCAAGAGGAGGAAGUGGAGGGGAAGACUAUGAAGCGGGCGCGGAGCGAGGAUGAGUACAAAGAUGCGCAGACUGAAGUGUGGGAUUCGCAAGAUCGGAGGAACAAGAAGUCCGAGGCCGUGCCGACGAGUGGAUUGGCGGAGGUAGCCGAAAAAAGAAGUCUGAGCCUGAGGGAACAGCAGGAGUGGAGUCGUAGAAAGGAGAUUUAAUGGAACAUCUCAACGGAGAUCAAGAAAAGUUUCAGAAGGGUCGAGAGGCUGCGUUAUAAUAUAGGAGCGUGGUUACUAUUAAGUAGCAACUGUAUACAGCUCAACAUAGAACUUUCAUAGAGAUCAAAUUGUCCGAAGCGCAUAGGCUAUAAAAUCCACGGAAUCAGUCCCCCUGGAGCUGCGUGGAUUAUCGCGCGUAAGAGUAGGUUGGCGGUGUGCUCUCUUAUUUGUGACCCCCUUAAAGCAGUGCUGUAAAGCUACCUGGGUUUCGGUUGCACGUAGCUGACGAUAAGUUUGGAUAAGCAAAGCUUUAAAGAGUCGUUGAUCCCGCUUCCGACGGCCAUACCUAUAUGAAUUCAAGCCUAGGACGUACGUGCAUCCAACACAAAACAUGGCUAAGUUCAAAAUGGAGCUCGACAGGUGACGCGUGCAACUGACACCAUAGGGGUAUUGCGAACAAUCCAACGCGUAGGCAGUUGGCAGGUUAGAUCGCGAGGGGCCAUGCGCUUCAAAAUUACUGAAUAGAUG